Setaria italica (foxtail millet) is the source of this 1590-nucleotide messenger RNA. Its product is annotated as peroxidase 16. The transcript has 4 exons. Gene Ontology annotation, biological process: response to oxidative stress; hydrogen peroxide catabolic process. Gene Ontology annotation, molecular function: heme binding; peroxidase activity. The record is from RefSeq and is a predicted model, not a curated record. NCBI's taxonomy places the organism in Eukaryota, Viridiplantae, Streptophyta, Magnoliopsida, Poales, Poaceae. The coding region runs from base 315 to 1316 and encodes 333 amino acids.
UCCCAUCCGUCCGCGCCGAGAUUGUGCAACUACUCUCUCGAUCCCCGCCGUGAUGUUCCUCCUUCCACACGCCGCACUGCCACUGCCCAUAGCGCCGCGCCGCGCCGUGCCACCCCUGCAUCGUUUUCCCUUGCCACCCUGCCCUGCGCGCGCGCGCGCGCAUUCGUAACCCUCUCCUAUAUAUCCACUGCAAUCUCCCGUACUUUCCUCCUCGCUCCAGAGCCCCCUCGGCCCACGCAGAGCCAGCGUCAGUGACACGCAGCCGCGCCGAGGAAGACGACCGAGCUAAGCUAAGCUCGCUAGCGAGGGAGGCAAUGGCGGCAGCCGGCGGCCUCCUGCUGCGCGGCGCGGCGGCGCUCACGGUCGCCGUCCUGAUGCUGGGCAUUGCUGGCGCCGCGAGGGCGCAGCUGCGGCAGAACUACUACGCCAGCUCCUGCCCCAGCGCGGAGUCCACGGUGCGCUCCGUCAUCUCGCAGCGCCUCCAGCAGAGCUUCGCCGUCGGGCCCGGCACGCUCCGCCUCUUCUUCCACGACUGCUUCGUCCGGGGAUGCGACGCGUCGGUGAUGCUGAUGGCGCCGAACGGGGACGACGAGAGCCAUAGCGGCGCGGACGCGACACUGUCGCCAGACGCCGUGGACGCCAUCAACAAGGCCAAGGCGGCCGUGGAGGCGCUCCCCGGGUGCGCCGGCAAGGUGUCGUGCGCGGACAUCCUCGCCAUGGCCGCACGUGACGUCGUCUCCCUGCUGGGCGGGCCAAACUACGCCGUUGAGCUCGGGCGGCUGGACGGCAAGUCCUUCAACAGGGCCAUCGUCAAGCACGUUCUCCCCGGCCCGGGCUUCAACCUGGACCAGCUCAACUCCCUGUUCGCGCAGAACGGGCUCACGCAGACGGACAUGAUCGCGCUCUCAGGCGCUCACACGAUCGGCGUGACACACUGCGACAAGUUCAUCCGCCGGAUCUACACGUUCAAGCAGCACCUGCCGUGGAACCCGCCGAUGAACCUGGAGUACCUGCGGUCGCUGCGUCGGGUGUGCCCCAUCAACUACAGCCCGACGGCGAUCGCGAUGCUGGACGCGUCCACGCCCAGGGUCUUCGACAACGCCUACUUCAACAACCUCCGCUACAACAAGGGCCUGCUCGCCUCCGACCAGGUGCUCUUCACCGACCGCCGCUCCCGCCCCACCGUCAACCUCUUCGCCGCCAACAACACCGCCUUCCAGGAGGCGUUCGUCGCCGCCAUGGCCAAGCUCGGCAGGAUCGGCCUCAAGACCGGCAGCGACGGCGAGGUGCGCCGCGUCUGCACCGCCGUCAACUAGCUCGCCGGCCGCCGACAUCUAGCCUAGCGUGUGUGCGUGCGUGCCUGAGUGUUUUGACGGGCGUGCAGUGUGUGUGUUGAUCAUUAGUAGAGUUAUUGUAGUAGGCUGUGGGUUCGUAGGUUCGUGAAAGAACUUUUUUUUUUUUGCUUGUUUAUACGUUUGGUGGUGAGAUUUUGUUAGCGAUUAAUUCUUUUGACGCAGCAGAGGUGUGGAUCGGUGGAUUAUAGAAACUGAUGAGAUGUUUGCCUCGACCUAAUGGAUGUUUGGGUUGACA